This is a messenger RNA of Ambispora leptoticha, 849 nucleotides long. The record is from the annotation of a GenBank genome assembly. Lineage: Eukaryota; Fungi; Glomeromycota; Glomeromycetes; Archaeosporales; Ambisporaceae.
AUGUCCAGUAAAUUAUAUCAAGGGAUAUUCAUUCCAUACUCUGGUAGGCCAGAAGAAGUAGAAUUAAAUAUCGAAUCUGGUGGUAUUCGACAGAAAUUAAAUUGUGAACUUACCGACAAUGUCACUCUUCGGGUAAAGGAUUACAAACUAUGCCUAUUUUGUGAUGAUGUCGGCAUUCGAAAACGUUUGCCCGUGAACCCUUUGGCUACUCGUUUAGUAUGUAGUCUUUUCGGAAACACUACAUAUCCUUUGCCAGUAAUAGGAAAUAUCCUCCUGUUGGAUGAUGAAAAAAACCUAACCAUUAAAGACCUUAGUUCACUACUAAAAGCGCCUACGGAUAUACCUCAUACAGAAGAAAUUGCAAAUUGUUUAAUAGCAGAUCUCUUUCAAGUAAAAGUUCCAUACGAGGUCUCGUUCAAAAAAGAAUUCAGUGUAAUUCACAUUGUAUGCCGUGAAGUAUCCGGAAAAGAAAAUGUGUCACAACUAAAACCGACUAUUCAACGAAUAUGUUAUCUUGGAGACGACAUGGAAUCACUUUCUAUUGAUAAUGAUUAUUGGAAUUAUAUAGUAGUUCAGGUUAAAAAUAUUGAUCGUAUUAAAACGACAGAAUCAAAAAAGCUUUUAAAACCUUUUCGCGUCGUUAUUGAUGGAAAAGAGUCGGUUUUUCAAGAUGAAUCGAUUAUUAACAAAAAAAUUAGUAAUAUUCUUAGUAUGUUAUUACUAUCAGCCGAAGAAGUUACGUAUUCGGAACAUGGGUAUAAAAAUGAUAUUACUACAAAUUUAGUUGAAAAAAUCGAUGAGUCAAGAAAUAAAUUUGAUAAAUCAAGUUUGAAACAAGUAGAUUAUUAA